Messenger RNA from Doryrhamphus excisus (bluestripe pipefish), 1835 nucleotides. The record is from RefSeq and is a predicted model, not a curated record. NCBI's taxonomy places the organism in Eukaryota, Metazoa, Chordata, Actinopteri, Syngnathiformes, Syngnathidae.
GUUAGGCGGUGUGGCGAGUGCGGUCCGACUGUGGUUGUGUUGCAGGUCUGCUUGUGUUCACAACGACACGCUCCAGGCGCCUUUUCUCGCCCUUACGGUCGUGGAGCGAUGGGAAUUUGGGAGAAAUGGCAGUGAAACACAUCGGCCGAGCACUGCUGUCCCUGCUGGGGCUGCUGGCUGUCGCUAAUGCCCUGCGUUGUAACUGCACAACCUGCGAGAAGACGGGCUACGAGUGCGAGACGGAUGGCGCCUGCAUGGCCUCCACGUACACCAUCCAGGGGAAGGAGCAGCAUGUUCGCAUCUGCAUCAACCGGGACAACCUGGUUCCGCCCGGACAACCUUUCUACUGUCUGAGCGCCGAGGGUCUCCUCAACACUCACUGCUGCUACGUGGAUUACUGCAAUAGUAUCGACCUGAAGGUUCCUGUUCCCACCAAGGAGGACCUUGCAGGCGUGGGCGGCUCCUGGGGCCCCGUGGAGCUGGUGGCGGUCAUCGCCGGGCCAGUCUUUCUUCUGUGCGUGCUGCUGAUGGUCGCCGUAUUCCUGUUCCAGUAUCAUCAGAGGGCCUACAGUCACAGGCAGAGGCUGGAGGUGGAGGACCCCUCCUGCGAUCAUCUGUACUUGGCCAAGGACAAGACCUUGCAGGACCUCAUCUAUGACAUGUCUACCUCCGGAUCGGGCUCCGGCCUGCCCCUGUUUGUGCAGCGCACCGUGGCCAGGACCAUCGUGCUGCUGGAGAUCAUAGGAAAGGGUCGCUUUGGCGAGGUGUGGCGAGGCAAGUGGCGCGGAGGGGACGUGGCGGUGAAGAUCUUCUCAUCCAGGGAGGAACGCUCCUGGUUCAGAGAAGCCGAGAUCUACCAGACCAUCAUGCUGCGCCAUGAGAACAUCCUGGGAUUCAUUGCAGCUGAUAAUAAAGACAACGGCACGUGGACCCAGCUGUGGCUGGUGUCGGACUAUCACGAGCACGGCUCGCUCUUCGACUACCUGAACCGCUACUCGGUAACCAUCGAGGGCAUGAUCAAGCUGGCGCUGUCGGCCGCUAGCGGGCUGGCGCAUCUGCACAUGGAGAUCCUGGGCACUCAGGGCAAGCCUGGCAUCGCUCACCGUGACCUCAAGUCGAAAAACAUCCUGGUGAAGAAAAACGGCAUGUGUGCCAUCGCCGACCUCGGCCUGGCCGUCCGCCACGAGUCCAUCACGGACACCAUCGAUAUCGCUCCGAACCAGCGUGUGGGCACCAAGAGGUACAUGGCUCCAGAAGUGUUGGAUGAAACCAUCAACAUGAAACACUUUGACUCCUUCAAGUGUGCAGACAUCUACGCUCUUGGCCUGGUCUACUGGGAGAUAGCACGCCGUUGCAAUGCAGGAGGCAUCCACGAGGAGUACCAGCUGCCCUACUAUGACCUGGUGCCCUCUGACCCCUCCAUCGAGGAGAUGAGGAAGGUGGUGUGCGACCAGAAGCUGCGGCCCAACGUGCCCAACUGGUGGCAGAGCUACGAGUCCCUGCGUGUGAUGGGCAAGAUCAUGAGGGAGUGUUGGUACGCUAACGGGGCGGCCCGACUCACCGCCCUACGCAUCAAGAAGACUCUGUCCCAGCUCAGCGUGGAGGAGGACAUCAAGAUGUGAGAGGCCCAAAACGGAGCCGGAGACGCACAACCGCGCCCCUUCCCCGCUGCUCUCCUCCUCGACCCCCCCCCCAGAACCCCCAGAACCCCCCAGGAACGAAACACUCAAGACUGGAAAUGCAAGAAGCCCUGCCAGUUUUUAAAGCCACACUCCAAGUUGUGACAUGGCCUACCUCACCUUUUUAGCCAAAACUACUGAGACUACACCCCAGCC